CUGACAGGAGUCUGCAGAAACUUCCUGUGGAGGAGACAGUGCUGGGGCUCCUGCAGAGAGCCUGCCUGUUAUUGUUUACCGUCACAAUAAUGUAAAGUAGGUCAUGUAAAAAAGGGAAACCCAGCUAGCCGCUCAUUCAGUUGUAAUAAAACAACUAUCUAGCUUUAAGUGGCAUCACGGAACUACGUCUCUUCGCUGCUGUCAGGGAUUUCCCGCGAACAACAGGCAGGAGCUGGAUUGAUGCUGCUCUGUCAGCAUCUGGACUGAUCCUGAAGUGUCUCAGUUGCUGCCAUGUCCAGGAGAAGCAGGAACAGUCGUGCAUGGCGAUAUGUUUGGGGUGGGAUACGACGAGAUGCUGAUGCCCGGGCACUUGAAGAAUGGAGCUAUGACCGCUUAGACUACAGUGAUUCAGACUCUGAGGCAGACUUCUCAGCAGUGAUGGUGCCUCCCGUCCCCAGCGCAGUGCCUGUCACCGGAGAGUCCUUCUGUGGCUGCGACUCCCAGGCAGAGACAAACUACAACCCUCGUCUGCGAGGCUUCCACCAGGUUAAAGACUGCCACUGUGGAGAGGAGGACCAGGAGUUUGACUGGUUCUGGGAUGUCAGCAGCAGAUCUACAGCAACAUUGCUGAGCUGCGACAACCGCAAAGUGAACUUCCACUCUGAGUACAGCUGUGGCACGGCAGCCAUCCGCGGCUCCAAAGAGCUGGCAGAGGGCCAGCACUUCUGGGAGAUCAAAAUGACGUCCCCAGUGUACGGAACAGACAUGAUGGUUGGCAUCGGUACCUCUGAUGUCAAUCUAGACAAAUUCAGACACACGUUCUGCAGCCUGCUGGGAAAAGACACAGACAGCUGGGGUCUUUCUUACACAGGCUUGUUGCAUCACAAAGGAGACAAGACAAACUUCUCCUCCCGGUUCGGACAGGGGUCCAUCAUUGGAGUCCAUCUGGACACGUGGCACGGCACACUCACUUUCUUCAAAAACCGCAAAUGCAUAGGUGUUGCUGCCACGGAGCUACAUAACAAGAGGUUUUAUCCGAUGGCGUGCUCCACGGCAGCGAAGAGCAGCAUGAAGGUGAUCAGAUCGUGCUCCGCCCCCACCUCCCUGCUCUACCUCUGCUGCGCCCGCCUGCGCCAGCUGCUGCCGGACUGCAUCGACACCCUGGACGUGUUGCCGCUGCCCCCGGGCCUUCGUCAGCUGCUACACAACAAACUGGGCUGGGUGCUCAGUCUCAAUAACGGCAGCACAGAAGAAACCCCCGAUGGGCCAGAGCCUGCGUUGCCCGACCCCCCCGCUGCCCGGACCGCUGUCCUCUGAGAGUGACUCGGAGGAGGGCUGUACGCCCGACCUGGAAGCCUGUCAGAGGAAGAGAUGCCGCUGGACAUGAUGGACGGCUCGACUCCUACCUCUCCUUAAACACUGGCUGAGUGUUUCCUGCCUGCCUCCAGCUUUCCUCAACAUCUGAAGAAAGGAUCGGAGCGGUACGUAGGUGGAAAGCUGUGACGGCGGUAUCUCUGCCCGCACGAUCUUACUGUGAUCUUCCUUCACGCCGUUCAGAUGUCUCCAUGCUCGUUAUUAUCCAAACCAGCUUCAGUAAUACGUGAAAAGGUGUGGUGUUAUUUCGUUAGCUAGCAUACGUUGUUGCCAUUCAUGUAUGAGGAGUGCAGGAACCGACUGUACAGUGUAACACUGAAGUCAAGUAUGGCCACAUUUUGGUGGUCAUCAUGGUAUAUUUGCACAAAAAAAGAGGGUUUAAAAAAAGAUACUGUAUAUUUUCACAUGUAUGCAAUUUAUGUAUGUUGUUCUCAAUGCUACCAAUGCAUUAUCCAAGUCAUCUGUUACAUGUUUUACUGGCAUCUGCAGUUUUUUGUCAGAUUGCCAAAUCAAAGUGGAGAGACACACUUUAGGUCAUAGAGGAUUUUUUAUUACUUACCCUCAUGUUACAGCGCUAAAGGUAAAACUGUCCAAAAUGUUAAGACAGAUCAAAAACGUAAGAAAUGUUUAAUGUAGGUUCAAGAACCCGAAUGUAUUUUAUAGCUGUUAGCGCUCCAAAAAGGGGCAUCAAUCAUCUCCAAUCAACCCAUACACACAUGAUUCCUCUUUCUAAUUAUCUAGUUCAUGUUACAAUUUAAAUAUUUGUUACACUUUUGGCAACAUCCAUCCGUCGCCAGCUUUUGUAAGUCUCCUGUUGUAUUCUCAUGCUAGGUGUUAUUUUUCCUCUUUUCUAAAAGAUAUAAGCUGUAUACAUAAUAAGUGUAGCUCCUUUAAAUCUGAUUAUGAGACAGAAUGCCACUCAUAAGAUACGCACAUUUAAGGUAGGUUCUCAUGGCUCUUUCUCCUUAUAGGUUAUUUAGACCUUUUUUGAAAAGUACGUUUCUUUCAUUGAAAAAGUCUGUGAUUAUAAGCAGUUUCGUGCU
Trematomus bernacchii (emerald rockcod) is the source of this 2417-nucleotide messenger RNA. It is a transcript of the gene spsb3a, whose product is annotated as splA/ryanodine receptor domain and SOCS box containing 3a. The record is from RefSeq and is a predicted model, not a curated record. Lineage: Eukaryota; Metazoa; Chordata; Actinopteri; Perciformes; Nototheniidae. Gene Ontology annotation, biological process: proteasome-mediated ubiquitin-dependent protein catabolic process. The transcript is spliced from 7 exons. Gene Ontology annotation, cellular component: SCF ubiquitin ligase complex. The coding region runs from base 292 to 1317 and encodes 341 amino acids. Gene Ontology annotation, molecular function: protein binding.